AUGGAGGGCUCAAGAGGGUUGCCACUGCCACCUAUUUAUGAUCAUCAUCAUCAGCAGCAGCAGCUUCAAAUCUCCUUUUCUGCUCAUAAUCAUCAAGAAAUGGUGGGUUUUGUACAGUUUGAGGAUCAUCACAAUCAAGUCCUCAGCUUCUUGGUGCCGCCUCCGGAGGCGGCGACCAUGGGCGGCGCCGGCGCAGCUGUUAAGACAGCUGCUGGCGCCUGUAAUAAUAAUGGCUCCUUAGGGUUCAAUAAUAAUCCAAAUCCAAAUGGGCUUCUGAACACAACUACUUCUUGGAGUAACAACCUGCAGGUUGGGGAAGGAGCAGAAGAAGUUUGCAAGGCUCAUCAUGUUAAUCAUGAUGAUGAUGAUGAUGAUGAAAAUUGCGGUGCUAAUAACAAUAUUAGCGAGAUCAGUGCAACCAAUUCAUGGUGGAGGAAUUGUAAUUCAUCAUCAUCAGAGAAGAGCAAAUUAAAGAUAAGGAGAAAGCUAAGAGAGCCAAGAUUUUGUUUUCAGACAAGGAGUGAUGUGGAUGUGCUUGAUGAUGGCUACAAAUGGAGGAAAUAUGGCCAGAAAGUUGUCAAGAACAGCCUUCAUCCUAGAAGUUACUACAGAUGCACAUAUAGCAACUGUCGAGUCAAGAAAAGAGUCGAGAGGCUGUCAGAAGAUUGCCGGAUGGUUAUAACAACCUAUGAAGGCCGACACAACCAUUCUCCUUGUGACGAUACUAACUCCUCCGAUCACGAGUGUUUCACCUCAUUUUAA
Messenger RNA from Striga hermonthica, 762 nucleotides. Lineage: Eukaryota; Viridiplantae; Streptophyta; Magnoliopsida; Lamiales; Orobanchaceae. The record is from the annotation of a GenBank genome assembly.